GUGGGGGAAAUUAGGUGGGAGAGAGAAGCUCUUAAGGUGUGGCUGUCAUACGGCCAUGAAACGUCCUGAAGAAGUAUUAAACUCGGAUCCGAACGCAGCCGGGAAGUUUGGAGUGUUGGGUUUUUAAGAAGUUAUGGAACGAAUAACUGCGCUUCUUUUUCUUUUACAGGCGUCAGUAACUGUUGUCAACACAGGUUCACACUCAAUGUGGGUGUUUGCAACAUUUAUUCACGGGCAGACCCAAUUCCCAGAAUUCAGUAUUCUGGGAUUUGUGGAUGAUCUUCAGGUGCUGUACUAUGACCGCAACAUCAAGAAACUUGUCUCUCGAAGCCAACCAAGCUCCACAAAGGGAGUUGAAGAUAUUAUGCUUCUAGGUGCAAACAUUGUGAUAGAAGACAUGUACACUUACAUGAAAAAUCCAUCACAUCGUGCAAGGCUCUUCGGCAAUCACACUGGAGGAGUUCGUGUUCAUCAGAAGCUGGCUGGAUGUGUGCUGGACAAUGACAAGCCCAGUCAGGUCAUGGUGUGGGAUGCUUAUGAUGGAAUAAAAGUGAUGCAUUUUGACUUGCAUAAUCACACAGUCAACCCUCUAUGGCCAGAGUUUAUAUGGACCACAAAGGCAGCAGAGAUUUUUCUAAUGGAAUUAAUAAAUAUUUAUCAGCCUAUUUGUGUCCAAACAUUGAAGUACUAUCUGGAGAAAGAAAAGAACAUUGUGCUUAGAAAAGAGCGGCCCAGAGUCAGACUAAUCCAGAAGACAUGCAGGGAGACUGGAGUGGUGAAGGUGAGCUGUCUGGCCACUGGCUUCUACCCCCGGCACAUCAAACUGACCAUGCUGAGAGACGACCGUCCCAUUCCAGACGAGGAGCUCAUUUUCGGGGAGGUGUUACCCAACGGAGACGGGACGUACCAGACGAGGAGAACCCUUAGUAUCAGUUCGGAGAAAGCGAGAGAGAAACACCGUUACACCUGCUCUGUCACACACCUUACUCUGGACAACAAGCUGGACAUCAACUGGGAAUCAGGUGAAGGCGCUAAUGUUGCAGUCAUCAGUUCUAUGGUUGUAGUGCUUGUUCUGGUUCUGGUUCUGAUCUUUGCCAUCCCUGCGUUUAUCGUCUAUAAGAAGAGAUGCAGAGGCAUCUAGACCUCCUUUGGAUACUUGCUUGCUAAAGAGAAGAAAAUAACUUUGGCCGAGCCAGUGGACGAUUCACCACCCAUGAACAGUGCACUAGUGCUACAGAGGAGAAGACGGAUCAGCACUGCAUCCCAUCUCUACUAAACUACAGAUAAGCUUAGAGAUCUCCUCCAUAAUACUAAGACAAAUCAUACCAUCUGGGUAGAUGGACAUUGGACACUAUUUUAUUUUGAAACUUAUUAUAGAAGCAGAGCUCUGAUAUUUUUGUUUUGUUUGGAUUAUCCAAUUGUUUUGACUAUAUAGCUUUGUAUAUUUGCAGAUUUAAAUAGAUCACUUCAAAUACGUUUUGUAUUUUUUUAAAUUGCAGUUUCCAUCAAUUUUAAUGGAAAAAUCAGAUAUUUAACCAAUUCAAUUAAGGUUAGGGUAAUGAAAGUUGAGUCUGAGGGUUGAGGCAAUUCACAGCUGUGUUCAGCAGCUUAAAGAAAGGUUAGGACAUGGGUUUGUUUUGGAUUUUGGAUGAGACAAAAAAUUUCUCU
Messenger RNA from Anguilla anguilla (European eel), 1668 nucleotides. RefSeq names its product class I histocompatibility antigen, F10 alpha chain-like. Gene Ontology annotation, biological process: immune response. The transcript has 7 exons. Gene Ontology annotation, cellular component: external side of plasma membrane. The coding region runs from base 134 to 1141 and encodes 335 amino acids. The record is from RefSeq and is a predicted model, not a curated record. NCBI's taxonomy places the organism in Eukaryota, Metazoa, Chordata, Actinopteri, Anguilliformes, Anguillidae.